Coregonus clupeaformis (lake whitefish) is the source of this 1613-nucleotide messenger RNA. Its product is annotated as tumor necrosis factor ligand superfamily member 12. Lineage: Eukaryota; Metazoa; Chordata; Actinopteri; Salmoniformes; Salmonidae. The coding region runs from base 272 to 1033 and encodes 253 amino acids. Gene Ontology annotation, cellular component: membrane. The record is from RefSeq and is a predicted model, not a curated record. The transcript is spliced from 7 exons. Gene Ontology annotation, biological process: immune response. Gene Ontology annotation, molecular function: receptor ligand activity; tumor necrosis factor receptor binding.
UGCGACAGUGUGAGUGAAGGAUCAUACGUGGUAUGUCUAAGGCAGAUAUGACCCCAGCGAGGCUGCAAAGGCAGUGGGAAGACAAGGAAGUUGACUCAACGAAUCAAGUGGCAGAAGGAUGCAAUCAUAGUGGCUAUUGAGAUCUCAUUUGUACUGCGGCCAGUAACACUUGCACGCCUUGCCGAAAAUGUGAGUAUUUGGAUUGGAUUUCACAAAGAAAGGAAACGUGUCGCUGGAAUAAAGUUAAUAUGAACAUUUCGAAUAGUCUGCAAUGGUAACCGGGGAAUGUGGAACGACCAUGCAUCGAAUUCUGCCGAGGAGAAAAGUGCGCCAACUUCGCUUCGUCUGGGCAUUCAUGGCCAUGGUGGCUCUGUCGGCCUCUGCCUGCAGCGCACUGUUUACGGCGUGGACCUGGAGACAGACGCAGGACCUGUCCCAGUCCUUAAAAACUCUGCAAGACCGAUUGGAGCAGGUGAAUACUCAGCGCAAGACCAUUGUCCAACUCAUCAUGGAGAAGAGAGAGUUGCUGGUGGGCCAAAGGGUGAAGAGAGAUGGGGGAACUGGGAAAGGGAAGAAUGGAAAUGGAAAGAAAGUGGCUUCUCAGUUUGAGAUAACCAAAGAGUCUGUUCAGAAAGUGGGAGAGGACGGCUUAAUAAAGGGAUGGACGGACUCUGAUCACUUGAAUAUGAGCAAGGCGGUGAAGUACAACGCAGAUAGAGGCACCUUCACAGUGGAGAGAACUGGAGUCUACUUCCUGUACUGUCAGGUGUUGUUCAAUGAGAACCAGUCUCAGCUGGUGAAGCUGGACGUGGCGGUGGUGAGGGGGAGCCAGCGGCUUCAGAGGUUACAGUGCAUGGAGGGCUACGGCACUACGCCUGCAGCCGGAUCACACCAGUUCCACUUCCUCAAACCUUGCCAGGUGUCCGGCCUGCUGCGGCUGGAGAAGGGGGUGGAGCUAAUAGCCAUCACAGGCCCCACUUUCAGCCUCCACAUCACGGGAAAGCACUACUUCGGUCUGUUUAAGGUCAACUGAGCUGCCGGAGAGGAUGGAAAUGUUAAAAGGAAGGAGGGGAAAACUGUUUAAAGGAAAAGUUUUGUCUUACUCCGACCUGUAUCAGAGACACACCAAUGUGAUAUUUCUGGAUUCGUUUUUAUUGUGAAAUCUGGACCAACGAUCUGAAUCGUUGGAAUAACUAUGAAUCAUGUUACCUACAGACACUCUGUAUGAUACCUUUUCAAAGACAGAAACUGCAAGGAAGACUUUAAAGGGAAACUAUAUUAUGCACUUCUAGACUCUCCUAGUUUCUACCCCUGCUUCUUUGAAGGAAAAACUCAUGGAAUGUUCUCUGGAUCAGUUGAUGGUGCUCUUCUGGAGCAAAACUCAUCCACCAGACUCUUCUUUCACCGUGACUUAGCCUGAGGACAGCAGGUGCAUGGUGCACCUCUCUGAGGAGCUAAGCUGGUGAACUACUGAAUGAGAAGGAUUCUGGAUAAUGAGCUGUACAACUCUGUCUCUUAUCCAUUGUAAUCCUUGCUUAUAUUAUCUCAGCAGCCUUGAAUUAAUAUUACAGUUUUUCUCAGUACAUGUCUUUCACACACAGGAACUUUAUAUA